This is a messenger RNA of Culicoides brevitarsis, 872 nucleotides long. It is a transcript of the gene Obp69a, whose product is annotated as general odorant-binding protein 69a. The record is from RefSeq and is a predicted model, not a curated record. Bases 236 to 706 code for a protein of 156 amino acids. The transcript has 3 exons. NCBI's taxonomy places the organism in Eukaryota, Metazoa, Arthropoda, Insecta, Diptera, Ceratopogonidae. Gene Ontology annotation, molecular function: odorant binding.
ACUUUUUUUUGUGUAUAAAUAUUAUUAUGAAGUGAAAUAAUAACAAUAAUCUCUGAUGUAAAAUCUCGCAACAAAUUGACUCAAUUACGACCCGAGAUUCUCUUGAGAUUCUGACUCACCGAAUCAGUCGUUUUCCGAAAGGCAGCGGGAAAAGAUCUCUCUAAUUUUUUAUUUUGUGUUUUUUUUUUUGAAAAUAAAAAUUAUUUAUUUGAAAUCGUAAAAAAAGGAGGUCAAGAUGAUGUUUCGGAGUUUGUUGAUUUUUUCUGUGAUUUCGGCGAUUUUUGCAAUGCCCCAUUUGGAAGGCGAACCAAAGCACGUUGGAGACAUUCACAGCGACGCCUAUUAUUUGCAUAAUUUUUGCACGAACAACGUCCCGUUCGAUCGCAUCACGUUCGACGACGAGAAAUAUCCGAACGAUUUGGAUUCCAAAUGUUACUUGCACUGCAUUCUCGGAACAAUUGGCGUGAUUGAUGCGAACGAGAAGCUCUUCGUUGAUGUCUUGCUGCCCGGAAUAAAUGCCGAUGACGAGGAAAAGUUGCAUCGCAAGUGUGGAAAUUUGCGAGGACGAAAUAUUUGCGACACGGCAUACAAAAUAGCAAAGUGCCUCAUUACAACGGAUUCGGACUACGUGUGUCAGACAGAUGUUGUCAAAUGUAAUUAUUCCACGCAACUUCUGUUGCUGCUAACGUUCUACUGGCGUCAAUAGAGAUUUUUCGUGCUAAUUAAGAUAUAGAGAGAGAGUACUUACGUGUAUAGUUUUUCGUCUGGAAUUAACGUCAGAUAGAGACGAAUAAAUCUGAAUGUUUCGAUUUGCAUUUGAAUUAAGCGGGUCUGUGAAAAAUGAAAUUAACAUUAUUUUUAGUUUGGGAAGG